AUGCAAGGCACACUAAACAUGCGCGAUCUCGGAGGCCUUUGCACGAGUGACGGGCGACGCAUCAUAAAAGGCCGUCUGCUUCGAAGUGCAAACCUCGCCCAAAUCACCAGCAACGAUGUCACGAAACUGGAACGACUUGGGGUGAAGAAAGUCGUAGACCUGCGCGGUCCAAAGGAAGCUCUCGACCAACCCGACCAUGUACCUGCAGGUACGGCAAUCAUCUCAAGUCCAAUCAUCGGCAGCAACACCGGCGACGAAAUCAACGACUCCACUAUCCGAAAACUAGUCAUUGGUGCAGGACUCCCGGAAUCAAUGCUCGAUGUCGCCGAAGUCACCAAACAUGGUCCAUACUACCGCAUGCUCUUUCUCGUAGACAGUUAUGGCACAAAAAGCCAUACAUCACGAUUAUCCAGAUACCGUCCUUUUUUCCACGCUGUCAUCGAUCUAGCGCCCGACGAAACAAUCUUGGUACAUUGUACUGGAGGCCGCGACCGCACUGGAGUGGGAAUAGCACUACUACUCCGCGCACUCGGAGUGUGCCAACAAGACAUCGAAGCCGACUUUGUGGCUUCAAACCAUGCCCUCCAGCCCGAGCGCGAAGACCCAAACUCGACAGCUUUUCUGCGGUUUCAUGCUGCCAAUGUGUUUUUGCAACCGCCGACCAACAAACACUACCAACAAAUUACAAGACAACUCGGUGCUUCUCCAGAGAUCAUCAGGGAUGCUGUGAAAUUGAGAGUGGAUCUGCUGAGGCUCAUGUUCGAGUCCAUAGAUGCUCAGUAUGGUUCUUUUUCUUCGUUCCUCGAGAGUCAGUUGGGAGUGGGUCCGCAGGAGUUGGAAAUCUUGAAAAGCAAACUUUUGGCGUAG
Molecule: messenger RNA, 867 nt
Organism: Aureobasidium uvarum
Lineage: Eukaryota; Fungi; Ascomycota; Dothideomycetes; Dothideales; Saccotheciaceae
Source: the annotation of a GenBank genome assembly